AUGAAUAACGUCAAUAUGUCUGGUAUGCCAAAUAUGGGUGGCCCUGUUGGAACUGGUAUCCCUAUGAUGAAUAAUGGGGUACCCGGUGGAGCUGCUCGACAUCCUACGAUGAAAGAUGGGAACACUUUUAGCCCUCGAUCGCAACUUAACACUUACAUUUACGAAUAUUUUCUCAAGAGUGGCAUGUUUGAUUGCGCCAGAACAAUGUUGAAUGAACAAAUUAACGUCCAGAAGGAUAGCCCUAAUCGGGGCGACGCGGAAGAGGGAGAUGAUUCCAAAGAUGAUAUCGAUUCAAAGAGGCCCAGUGAUCUUCCUCUACCAAACCUUCCCAGGGAAUCUCCUGAAAGUGGCUGUUUUCUCUACGAAUGGUUUUGCCUUUUCUGGGAAAUGUUCAAUGCUCAGCGUAACAUGGGGGAAUCAUCACGUACCGUUCUUGCCUAUGUCACUCAUACACAGCAAACGCGCCAAAAGGCAGAGCAACAACAGGCUUCGCUUCGUGCUCUCAAUCCAAAUGGAAUGCAUCCUGGUGCAGCCUAUGGUCGUAUGAACCCAGCUAUAAUGCAAAAUGAAAUUGCACGACAAGCAUUGAUGAACGGGGGUAGAGGCAAACCCACUCCACAGCAGAUGCAACAGAUGCAGCAAAUGCAACAGAUGCAGAAACAACAAGCAAUGCAGAGAGAACCUUCAGACGGCAACCAUCCACAACGAGCUCAAUCGCCAGGAGGAUCUGCCGAGAACGCUCCAUCCCCAUCCAAGCGACCACGAAUUGAAGGACCCGGAUUCAAUCAACCAGGUGGUAUGGGACCUAAUGGAAGAGGACAAACUACUGGAAUUCCAGGCCAACAGGUGGGAGAAACCGCCCCCAGCAUUACUGCUCAAGCAGCUCAUUUGCCACUUUCAAAUGGUAUCGAUUCAAAUCUGACAGCGCAGCAGUUCCAGGGUUUCCCAAAUCAAAAUCCACAAAAGAAUCUUCAGGCAUAUCAGGCUGGCUUGUCACAUCAGCAACAAAAGCAAAUGCCUGGCGCAGCCGCUGGAGGCCCUCCCAACCAAGGAUCGCCCAUGAUGACGCAAGGUGCUGAUGUUAAUGCAAUGACUACUUAUGGUUACGGCGCUGGUGAAAUGGGUCAAAACGGUGUAAGGGGUGCUCCAGGUGGCCAACAAAGUGGCCAACAAGGUAACCAUGCUUUGCAAGACUAUCAGAUGCAGUUAAUGUUGCUUGAGCAACAAAAUAAGAAGAGACUCAUGAUGGCACGCCAAGAACAGGGUGCCGCUGAGGGCCAAGGAGGCCCCGGAGGACCUGGCAUGGGACCCAAUGGACCCAAUUUCCCACAAGGAACCUCACCACAAAGCGGUCCUCGAUCAGUGAACUCGCCAAACCCAAGCGAGCAGCAGAUGAAGCGAGGAACACCUCACAUGAACAACCCAGGCAUUCCAUCUCCCCUACCCGAAGGUCAAAACAGAGGAUCGCCAAGCGCAAUGAACUUCAACAUGGGACAGCCUGGGCAAAUGGAUGCCGGCAUGAACCCACAAUUCUACAAGAUGAACGAUAUGAAUGGUAAUAUGAUGCAAAACGGCAUGCGACCCCCUAGUUCCCACCCCGGAUUCCCACAAGGAAUGUCACAGCAGCAAAUGAUGAUGGCACGACAGCAAGCAGGCAACUGGCAGAAUGGUCCAAACGGCGGUGCUCCCAUGGUUGCCAACCCUUCCCAAGGACCCCCACAAGCCAUGGGCACACCUCAACAACGAAAUAUGCCUCCACCAGCAGCUCCCGCUAACGCCGGCGCGAACGGACGAACACAACCAUCGUCCCCUCAAGGUAGCACUGCUGCACCUCCAACGCCUCAGCAAUCGAAUAAGGCAAACCCCAAGAAGAAGAAUGAGACCAAGGAAACAAAAACAAAGCGGGCUACAAAGAAAGGAUCCGCCGCAAACCUCAACGCUGGUGCUACACCCUCCGCCGACCCAACCCAAGAAGCCGCGACCCCCACCCCAGCGACCCCGAUCACCCCGGUUCACACGAAGACUUUCAACAAUGUUCCAAAUCCAAACGGUGCCGUUCAGCCCGUCAACGGUCAACCUAUGGCGACUGCCCCGAACGUUGGAGUUGCAUCGUCGCAGCCUGAUCCUCUGAAUGCAUUCCCAAUGAAUGAUCAACCGUUUGAUAUGCUCGAGUUCAACAAUCCUAUGAAUGGAAAUUCGGAUGUUCUUACCGACUUUGACUUUGAUUCAUUCUUGAAUGAUUCUACUGGUGGCGCAGAUGACAAUUAUAACUUUGAUCCUUAUCUAGGAGAAAAUGAAAUAUCCGAGACUGUUUGA
Molecule: messenger RNA, 2316 nt
Organism: Botrytis byssoidea
Lineage: Eukaryota; Fungi; Ascomycota; Leotiomycetes; Helotiales; Sclerotiniaceae
Exons: 5
Coding region: 1-2316 (771 amino acids)
Biological process (GO): positive regulation of transcription by RNA polymerase II
Cellular component (GO): nucleus
Molecular function (GO): protein binding
Source: RefSeq, a predicted model, not a curated record